CUUUUAUUAACCGCUGAUUUUGUUUUGCUUGUAAUCUGGCUAACAUUGCUGUUGCAUGCAUCUGUCUGUGGUGUGUACUGUAAAUGUAACACAUUGCUGUGUAUUGUCUUGAGAUUGUUAGGCAAAAAAUGACUGCAGAAACUUUCUAUAAUGAUGUGCUGUAACCAGGCAACAUGGGAGCUGUGCUACACUGGUCGUGCAGAUGAUGAGCUGAGUCUCCUGGUGGUUGUGGUGGAUGUGAAUCCCGUUUGGUGGGGACAGCAGGCACAAAAGGAACCCGAAUUCACGCUGUCAGAGUGCAUGGACGCUGUGAUGGUAAUGAGCAACACUCAUCUGGUCAUGACCCGAAGCAACAAACUGGCAAUCAUCGCCAGCCACUGUCAGGAAAGUCAUUUUUUAUACCCUAGUAAGCACGUCAUCAAGGCUGCAGACGAUUCUGCUUUACAAUACAUGAAUUUCAUGAAUGUAAUCUUUGCAGCACAAAAGCAGAGCGUAUCAAUAGAUGCCUGUGUUUUAGACGCUGACUCGGGACUACUGCAGCAGGCAUGUGACAUAACAGGAGGGUUAUAUCUGAAAGUACCACAGAAGAUGGCUCUGGCACAGUAUUUACUGUGGGUUUACCUUCCUGAUACUGAUCAGAGGUCCCAGCUCGUUCUUCCACCGCCAGUGCAUGUAGACUACAGGGCAGCUUGCUUCUGCCAUCGAAACCUCAUUGAGAUCGGAUACGUGUGUUCAGUCUGCUUAUCAAUAUUCUGCAACUUCAGCCCCAUCUGCACCACGUGCGAGACUGCCUUCAAGAUUGCAUUGCCACAUGCCAUGAAAGCUAAAAAAAAGAAACUCAAACCAACUACAUGACCUUCAACCAAAAACUGUUAUGAACAUUCAGAAGUGAACUAAGUGUGAUAUCAUGGCUCAAUGGAAUAUAUCUGUACUAUAAGUGGAUAUUGGUUGUUUGUAUUUUUUUU
This is a messenger RNA of Polyodon spathula (Mississippi paddlefish), 965 nucleotides long. RefSeq names its product general transcription factor IIH, polypeptide 3 (gene gtf2h3). The coding region runs from base 151 to 855 and encodes 234 amino acids. The record is from RefSeq and is a predicted model, not a curated record. Gene Ontology annotation, cellular component: transcription factor TFIIH holo complex; transcription factor TFIIH core complex. The transcript has 10 exons. Gene Ontology annotation, biological process: nucleotide-excision repair; regulation of DNA-templated transcription. Lineage: Eukaryota; Metazoa; Chordata; Actinopteri; Acipenseriformes; Polyodontidae.